AUGGCGUUACCUAUCAACUACCUGCAGAUACUAGGGGCGGCAAUGUACCCUACGGUCCACGCGGCGUAUCCCGGGCUGGCGAUGAAACUCACCGACAUGAUUCUCGAAUUGCCAUUUGCAAACAUCAUCCAGCUCAUCGGUAACGAGGAGAAACUGGGUGCAAAGAUCGACGAAGUGAAGCGCGCGUAUGACGCUAGACCGAUGGAUGACGGUCAAACGAAGGUAAAGAAGUGGAAGGAGACUCUGCACAUGGAUUCUCUAUGGCCCAAUACACCCGCCGCAAAGCCGGUAGACCCCCGGAGUCAAGCGAUAGCCAAAGCAAUUGCUUCUAUCAUCACCGGGUGCAAAAACAGCAUCCCACGCAUCAACACGCGCCACGAGACAUUCAAAGCUGAUGUCCAGGCGGACUCUCAUCGCCAACUGCAGUCCCUGGAGCACAGGCGCGCACGACUACAAGCGCGCUUGAAGACUCUCGGCGACGUAGUGACCAUGAUACAAGCCGCUGCUCCCGAAAUCUACGACGCGACGUAUAAAGUGCUCUGGCUCGACGUGGCAGGUAUCCGAGAAGAUGUGAGCGAGCUGAAAAAUGAGGUCAAGGAGGUCAAGGAGAGGGAGAAGGUGGCAUUGGAGGAAGCUGAGAAGCGCUGUAAGGUGGACAAAGACGGCUGGGAGAAGACAGGCCAGAUUGUGAUUGGGUUGGCGAAUAUUUUGGGAUUCCGUACCAACAAGCCUUGA
Cucurbitaria berberidis CBS 394.84 is the source of this 735-nucleotide messenger RNA. RefSeq lists its product as uncharacterized. Gene Ontology annotation, molecular function: RNA binding. The transcript is spliced from 3 exons. Bases 1 to 735 code for a protein of 244 amino acids. NCBI's taxonomy places the organism in Eukaryota, Fungi, Ascomycota, Dothideomycetes, Pleosporales, Cucurbitariaceae. The record is from RefSeq and is a predicted model, not a curated record.